Messenger RNA from Drosophila erecta, 929 nucleotides. Its product is annotated as pyroglutamyl-peptidase 1. The transcript is spliced from 2 exons. Lineage: Eukaryota; Metazoa; Arthropoda; Insecta; Diptera; Drosophilidae. The record is from RefSeq and is a predicted model, not a curated record. Gene Ontology annotation, biological process: proteolysis. Gene Ontology annotation, cellular component: cytosol. Gene Ontology annotation, molecular function: pyroglutamyl-peptidase activity. The coding region runs from base 110 to 781 and encodes 223 amino acids.
UUGGAAAACCACAAUUAAAAGAGUGAAGAAGAAGAAGAAGGUAGCAAUCAUAUGGUAUCUAAGAUAGUUUUGUUGGGGUGGGCGGUUCAGUUUAGUUGGAGUGUUUGUUAUGGCGUCGUCGGAUCGAAAGCUCAUUGUGGUGUCCGGAUUUGGGCCAUUCCUUGGCCAUGAAACGGUCAACGCCAGCUGGGAAGCUGUGCAACUCUUGCCAGAUAUCAUAACGCACGAUGGCAUGGAAUAUGAUCUGGAAAAGCGAUUGGUUUCGGUGGAAUAUGGGGCUGUGGACGAGUCAGUGACAGAGAUUUGGAAACGUCAGCCAUAUCUGGUCAUCCAUGUCGGUGUUUCGGGCGUUGCCAAAUGUGUCUACAUCGAGAAACUGGCGUACAAUCACAAGUUUCGAAGAGCUGAUAAUUGUGAUAAAAAACUGGCCAACGGUAGCUGCGAACUCCAAAACAAUGGACACGCAAAUGUCUUGAAGACAGAAUUAGAUGUAGAUAAGAUUGUGGCGGUUGUAAAUGAGAACUGCGCCGAUUGUGUGGCACCCACGCAGCAGCCUCAUAAUGAUAAUCUCAAAACCCCGAGCGCCACAAAGGCAUCCAAAAAUGUGGGUGACUUCCUCUGCGGCUAUAUCUAUCUGAAGUCGCUCGAUAUGGACCGCAAACGUAGCCUGUUCGUCCAUGUACCACCUAUUGAUAAGCCUUUUAGUAGUGUUAAGACUUCGGAAAUACUUUUUAGUAUAGUCGAACAAUGCGUUCAACAGGUGGUUGCUUUUGACUCCUGACUUCCGCAUGAUAUUCUUCCAAUGUCUGUCCUUUGUUUAACAAAGGAGUUUUAUUUUUUUAAGAUACAAUAAUGCAUAUUUACUUUAUAUUACAAUGAAACAGAAAGGCAAUACAACUGCAAUAAUAAUUAAACACGUUUGUACAACA